ACAUCGUCGAAGUACCGCGGUUCUUACGUAAAUUGAAAUUACGCUGUCGCGGUUUCUUGAAUAAGUGCGCUUGUGAAAGUAAGUCUAUAUUCUUUAAUAGUGGAAAUGAGUUGCAAACAACUUGUUCUUGAUGAUGAUCAAAGAUUUGCCCUUAUGAAAUUCAGAAGAAGUGUUCAAGAUGUUAUACAAUCUAAUCAUAAUGAUGCAUUUUUGGUGCGAUGGCUUCGGGCAAGAUCGUGGAACGCCGAAGCUGCUGAAAAGAUGCUCAGACAAUCCAUGAAAUGGCGGCUUCAGUGGGAAGUAGAGACAAAAUUGAAGGACUGGAUUCCUCCAGAAGCAAUCCAGUUGUAUUACCCUAGCGGAAUAUGCGGAUUUGACAAAGAUGGAGCACCGAUCAUUGUUGUGCCAUUUGCCGGUCUGGAUAUCGUGGGUCUUUUGCAUUCGGUAUCGAGGCAAGAUUUAAUUCGAACCACAAUCCAGAUUUUAGAACGGGUUCUGAAAAUGGCUGCUGAAACAGGAGCCAAUAACGUAUUAGUAAUUUUUGACAUGGAUGGUUUUAGUUUAAGACAAUAUGCAUGGAGACCAGCUGGCGAAUUUAUAAUAGCAUUGCUCCAAAUGUAUGAGGCGAACUAUCCUGAAAUAUUGAAGUCUUGUUAUAUCAUAAAUGCUCCAAGAGUAUUCGCCAUUGCAUUCAAUGUUGUCAAAAAGUUUUUAAACGAAUACACCAUUUCGAAAAUUCAAAUUUUUAAAAAGGAUCCGAAAAAAUGGAAAGCUGCCAUUUUGUCGAAUGUAGCUCCUGAUCAGUUGCCUAAACAUUUUGGUGGUGAACUAGAGGAUCCUGAUGGAAAUCCUCGAUAUGUAACCAAGAUUAAUCAAGGAGGCAAAGUACCAAAAUCAUUCUACACGAAAAAACUAGAUGAAAACUCACUGUCCCAAGACAGAGAGUACGUCACAGCUGUGAUAAAGAAAGGCGACAAAAUUACUUUAGAUUUUGUUGUAGAGGAAGAAGGUUCCUUUUUGAGGUGGGAAUUCAGAACCGAAGACCACGACAUUCGUUUCGGUAUCACGCUCAAAGACGCGGAUGGGAAUACUACCCCUGCAGUUAGACAUGGCCGAGUAUCGUCACAUCAGAUCGACGAAAACGGAGUGUUGGCGUGCCAGGCACCAGCGAUUUAUACAGUGACGUUUGACAACACCUACAGUCUUCUUAGGAAUAAGAAAAUCCAUUACUGCGUCUACGUUGCACCGCCGAUAAACAAAAUAAAUAUUUUGCCCACUGAAGAAGAAAGCGAUCUAUCAUGCUUACCAGAGAAAGUAGCGACUUUAGGUUUAUGAAAAGUAAUAGGAUUUCCGGAAUAUUAUUCUCAAAUAAAUUGUUUUCUAUUAUUGAUAUUGAGAUAUUAUUUUUAUUGUACAUAGAUUUUUAUCUGGAUAUUGUUUUCGAAUAAAUUUGAUAUAUUAUACCUUAUGAAGUAUUAAAGCAUGCGAUUGUGUUUCAAUAAACAUUUCUGGAAAAAUUUGCCUCCAAAAAUCAAUUUGUUUGUCUUAUUAUCAUACUUGUGUCAAAUAAAGUCGGCAUACGAUUGUUCGGAAGUUUACCACAAAAUCCAGCUGAAUUCUUAAU
Ceutorhynchus assimilis (cabbage seed weevil) is the source of this 1624-nucleotide messenger RNA. NCBI's taxonomy places the organism in Eukaryota, Metazoa, Arthropoda, Insecta, Coleoptera, Curculionidae. The record is from the annotation of a GenBank genome assembly.